AUGUACGUCGACAUCGUCACUGGGACGGGAUUAGCUCGAGGGGUUAUGGUCAGCGAUCGGUUGAAAUCCCGGGAUCCACCAAAGGCGAAUUGUUCUGUCGCGGUCGAAGUGGAUGCGGAAGGAUUCAGGAAGCAUUUCAUGGGCUUGAUAGACAGGUUGUAGAGGUUGAUUUGGUUACAUUUUGGAAGAAGAGAGGAUCGGAUCGGAUCAGGCUCUAACGUCAAGAGGCUCCGGAGCGAGGCUCAGCACAGCCAUUACAAUGGAGCGCCAAAGGAUGCUAUGGAUUGGGCGGGACCCAACUUGCAAAUCAUGAGCGAUCGGCGCGGAUCAAAAGGUGUACGAGAACGUCUGAACAUACAUUCCAUGAAACGAAUACAAAGUCAUUCGCCGGUCCUUCCUUUGUUCCUCGGCGAGGAGGGGACCAUCGACCUGUGCUUCACCUGUUCCUUGGCCGCACACGAUCUGGUGCUGAGUCCAAGUCUUGCAUCUAUCUCCUGUGACUCAGCGCACUUAGGUCCACCAAGUCGCAUACCGAGCCAGGAGCAUAUCUGGCCCCUCCUUUCCCAAGGUUUCGUUCGUUUGUUCACCCUGUCCCACCAUGAGCCUAGCCAUCACCAUUCUCCUCCUCGUUUCCAGCUUGUCUCUCCCCAUCACCUGCACACAGAUCUGGAUCAAGGGCCUCAUCAGUCCGAACGGUCCCACUUCAGCUGUAUGUACAGAUGGCGAUCCUCUUCCCGAUCCACUCUGCGCACAUGGCAAUCCUGGCUUCUACCUCGACACGGACAAGAAGGGAUGUGUCGAUCGAGAUUUGACGGUCUACCUUUUGGACGACCUCAAGCCUUCUUCCGGCAAGACGUCAUGUAAUGUGAAAGGGUGUAUCGAGGACGAUGUGGAUCAUUUGACCUUUUAUUUUCGAAGUACGUCGGAUUACCUGUACCCUUGUGGAUCGAAUCAUGGUGUGACCAUCACCUGCUCCAAUCCGUUUGCUGCUUGUUUGGACGCUGUACCGAAGGCUGUGUAUUCUGGGUAGGACGAGUAAGGUGGACAAGCCG
Molecule: messenger RNA, 1052 nt
Organism: Kockovaella imperatae
Lineage: Eukaryota; Fungi; Basidiomycota; Tremellomycetes; Tremellales; Cuniculitremaceae
Exons: 1
Coding region: 280-864 (194 amino acids)
Source: RefSeq, a predicted model, not a curated record